AUGAAUUGGGUAGUGUUCUCGCUUUUGAUCGCCGGAUCCGCUGCUCACCCGUACGGUGGAGGGUAUGGUGGAGGCUAUGGUGGAGGAUAUGAAAGCCAGGAUUCCAACACUGGAUACACCAAUGACGCCUUCCAGGGACGCCCCACCAACUAUGUGAGCUCUCCGUUCAACAACGGACAAGUCUACCAGGCUCCACCUUCACCACCAGCCUACGGAAACAACUAUGGAAGCCAAGGAUACCAACAAGGAGGAUAUCAACAACAAGGAGGAUAUCAACAACAAGGAUAUGGAGGACAAGUUGUGCCAGCCGUUCUGCCACAAUCCCCACCAAUGGUUCAACAACCAAUCCCACUCCCAGCUCCACUGCCCACUCCCGUCGCUCAGCCACUCCUCAUCCAACAGCCAGCUCAAGCUCCUCAACAGACCCCUGAUCAAUGGGCCAUCCCAACACCUAUUCAACCAACCAUCCAGGUUCCCCAAUCGCCACCAACUGGAGAUCAAUGGAGCAUCCCUCAACCAAUCCAACCACUCCCACAAUCCCAGCCAACUGGAGGAGAUCAAUGGAGCAUCCCUCAACCAGCUCAGCCAGUCCAAACUCUCCCACAAUCCCAGCCAACUGGAGAUCAAUGGAGCAUCCCUCAACCAGCUCAGCCAGUCCAAACUUUCCCACAAUCUCAACCAGCCGGAAAUGAUCAAUGGAGCGUGCCAACCCCAGUCGGACAAUCGCCACCAAUUCUCUCAUCUCCCGAUUUUCAAACCCAAUCUUCUCAACCUGUCUCUGGACCCUGGAACAUCCCGACCCCAAUCGGACAAUCACAACCACAAGCUCUUCCCAUGAACAAUGGUGGCUGGUCAUCAGUGCCCCAGACCCAAGUGAUGAUGGGA
Mesorhabditis belari is the source of this 885-nucleotide messenger RNA. NCBI's taxonomy places the organism in Eukaryota, Metazoa, Nematoda, Chromadorea, Rhabditida, Rhabditidae. The record is from the annotation of a GenBank genome assembly.